Eimeria tenella is the source of this 489-nucleotide messenger RNA. RefSeq lists its product as uncharacterized. The record is from RefSeq and is a predicted model, not a curated record. Lineage: Eukaryota; Apicomplexa; Conoidasida; Eucoccidiorida; Eimeriidae. Bases 1 to 489 code for a protein of 162 amino acids. Gene Ontology annotation, cellular component: nucleus; cytoplasm. Gene Ontology annotation, biological process: proteasome assembly. The transcript has a single exon.
AUGGACCUCGCGGCGUCUGUUGCUGCUGCCUCUGCAGCGUCGAGCGGCCUGGGGGGUUUGUGCGGGUCCGCGGGCCUGCAGGAGGAGCCGCUGAACAACUCGCUGCGCGAGGGCUUCCCGUCUGCUGCAGCAGCAGCAGCAGCAGCAGCGGGGCGGCGGGGCGCGGGGCCGCCGCCGCGGGGCGUGCCGCCGCACCCGCUGGAGCUGCAGCAGAAGCAGCUGCUGCGCGCUGCGGAGCAGCAGGAGCUGCAGCGGGCUGCUGCUGCCUUCGGCAGCUACGCAGCACUUCGCAUCAAAACAGAAAGAGAGUUGUGUGCAACAGCGCAGCGCCUCCCGGGCCUCCCCUCUUCUCUUUGGGGCCUCCAGACCCUCAUGGGCCUCGACAUUUCCAUUUCUCCGCAGGACUACUUGGGGAGAGACAAGCCCGACCUCGAGGGGGGCCCCCUCCUCACUCUCCACGACCGAAUCGAGGGCGCCAUGGGCAUUUGA